CGGAGCGCAACGUCGCGUGGCUUUAGCGGACCCCUGCUCCGUCCCGCUACGUCGUCGGCUUCGAUAUUGACCAAGGCAACAAACGCGCCAAUCUGCACCAUUGCGAACCGCGAUUGAAUAUAUGGCAGGCGUAGUGCUCCAAAUUCCGAAGAAUCUUCAGCAAAGUCACAAAAGCACUUUCGAUUACCAUCACACGUCUUGAUGGCCGCGGACUGGACCGCUGGCACAACGCCAGCUUCCAAUGGACUUGGUCCGGCACUUGUCCGCUUCACCACCGAGAAGGCCUUUCCGGAUGAGACAAUAUCCUCGCUCAACAUCAAACCUGAUGAGCUUCCGGCUGCAAUCAAAGCGCUAGAUGGUGCCAAGGCGAAACUUGAGCAAGACAUACAUCAAAUCAACCAAGAGACUGCAGACGAUGUUAACACUUGGUACAAUAAUGCCAAAGUGCUCCAGGACGACAUCAACCGCUCGAAACAAAUCGCCAACGACAUAAUAAGACAGUCUGAGGAUCCUGAAACGUCUGGCAAGACGGUUGAAGAAGCAGAGGCAAGAGCUGCAUUCCUCAUCCGAGAGUUGAACUACAAUGAUGAACUUAUACAGACUCUGAGGGCCAUCAAAGCCAUCAAUACCAUUCUGGAUGAGGUCGAACAGGCUUGUGCGGAAAGGCGCAUAGUGGAUGCGUUGAGGCUUCUUGAACAGUCAUGGGAAAAUCUGGAUAGUAUAUCCAAUAUCGGCUCCACCAAGGCUAUUAAACUCCUGAAUGUUCGCGCAUUUGAGCUCAAGUCGGAUGUACACCAAGUCUGUGACCAUGUGUGGAAGUCUCUUGUGCAUUUGGAUGAGACCAAGAGCCAACUGUCAGUGCAGCAGACUUGCGAAGGCGAGCCCAUGAACCUCUCAGAUGCUGUUAUUGGCCUGAAGGCCUACAAGGAGGUCGACAAGCGCAUGACUGACCUUUGGCUUGGCCUUGACCGGUUGAUCAUUGGCCCACGAAUGAACCUCCGCGGCAAGGUCCUUCCCGCAAUCAAAGUUGGGGAGAAUUCUGUCCAGGCAACAGGCCAGGCCGACAAAACGGUCAAGUCUCUGUUCUCAGAUCUCACGCAAAUACUUGAAUUUCUCGCCAAAGUGCUUCCAAGCGAUCUUGUACAGUCAAUAUCGGCUAUCAUGAUGCCAGAAGUGACGACAAGGAUAGUUCAUGUAUGGCUGGAUUCUGUUGUGCCAUCGUCUCUGGCGGAAAUGGCCGAAUUCGAACCAGUCAUAGCUUCAGCACGAGAAUUUUGUGAAUCAUUGCGAAGACUGAAGUAUGAAGGCUAUGGUGAGCUUCAAGAAUGGGUUGAUAGCGCCCCGAAAGUGUAUCUCUCAAAAUGCAGGGCAGCAGCUUUGGAUUCAGUGCGGGUGAAGCUCACAGGCGGGCUUGGACCUCCGAAAGAGGUUGAGCGAGUAGAGACGCAGACGGUGACCAGGUCAGAAGGCAAAGAAUUGGCUGCGAGUGGCCCAUCGGCGGCGGGUGCCGUCGCAUCUGAUGACCAUGGAUGGGACUCAGCGUGGUCUGAUCAUGAAGAUGAGGCGCAAGCCUCAGCGGAGGCCUCAGCAAUCAAUCCACCUUCCACAGUAGAGCCGGAGGACGACGGGGCCGACGCUUGGGGAGCAUGGGGCGGCGACGACGAUGAUGCCCAGCAAAGCAAAUCCACGGACCCUUCAACAGAAUCGACACAAAUAGCAAGCACUGCCACUGAAGAAGCCGUCAAAGAAGAAACCGGUGACGAUGAGGCAGAUGGUGCGGAUGCUUGGGGUUGGGGCGACGAGACCACUGGUGAUAGCGAAGCUGUCGCUCAACCUGAAUCUCCAGUAGCUUCAAAAUCUCAGCCCGCUGCCAAAGGCGGAUCUAGUACACGCGAGAUGACGCUAAAAGAGACAUACCACAUCUCAUCUAUGCCAGACCCAGUUCUUUCUCUUAUUUUUGCGCUUAUCGAGGAUGGUGCUGCGCUGACGAAGCAGAGCUACCAAAACAGCCCGGUUGUUGCCGCUGCGGCCGGUCUCUUCAGUGUGCCGACGCUUGUGCUGGCAAUGUUCCGAGCAAUAGCGCCAUACUAUUAUACAUCCGAGGUUGGCGGAAACAUGUAUCUUUAUAACGAUGCAUCAUAUCUUGCAGAAAAACUGGGAGAUUUUGCCUCCAGUUGGAAAGCCAGGGAUGACUUGACGCCUCGAGCCCAGAAUAUGCUCAGGAUAGAAAAUGACAUCAAGGCGUUGCAAGGGUUUGCAAAUCGAGCGUACAGCAACGAGAUGAAUACCCAAAAAACGAUAGUCAAAGAUCUUCUUGGCGGCGAGCAAAGUGUGAUGCAGCAAAACUUUGUCGAAGCAGCCAUAGACCAAGUUAGAUCAAUAGCCGGGGCCUGGGACGGUAUCCUGGCCAAAUCAGCAUGGUUCCAGGCCGUCGGCUCUCUGGUUGAUGCUGUCUCUACGAAAGUCAUCAAAGACGUCAUGGACAUGCCGUCCAUUGGCGCGGAUGAGAGCUACAAUAUUGCCAGUAUGAUCGACAAAAUCACUGGGCUCGAUGACCUCUUCCCGCCGAUCCGUACUGCCGACAGCGAAGCUGAUGGUAGCUUCGAGAUUCCAUCUACUUCCCAGUACGUUCCGUCUUGGCUACGUCUCGGGUACCUCUCUCAAGUACUGCAGUCCAACCUUCGUGACCUGCGGUACCUGUGGCUCGAAGGCGAGCUGAGUCUGUACUUCACAUUGGAGGAGGUUCUCGACCUUAUUGAUGUCAGUUUCGAGGACAACUCAAGGACACGUGAGGUUGUCAAGGAGAUCAAAGCCAACCCUCAGCCUAUUCAGAUAUAAUGUUGUGGCAAGAUAAACAGUGACGCUGAAGCAUUUGAACAUGUUUGUUAACAGUAUCCUACUGUUUACGCCUGUCAAUUUCUCUCAAACCUUGCAAAUAACAUUGGAUUUGGUGAUCACAAACGUCAUACUUGUGAAGACAUUUAUGUGUCAGGUCAGGCUUGAUGAGGAGGUUAGAUACUGGCCACAAGACCCUUUACAUAUGUGAAAGAUCCUUGGACAUAUGUUUCUCGUGUCCCACGCGAUAGCUUGAACCUAUAAUUACUGUGAUACAUUGAAACAGUAGUACAUGCUGACAGUGGAGGAAGUUGAGAGCGUGAUAUUACACACGUGGCGAGGAGAAUGAGCCCAUUCAUGAUCAAGGGCACGCCCUCAAGACGAGGGAGUGCAUUCAGCAUAAGUUUGCCUUCUUGGAGUGACAUGCGCCUUACCUGUUGCGCGUUGAGGUCGAGACGCGCCGAUGCAGAAUCAUGCUAUACAUGCUCGGGCCUUUGGUUGUCGGAGUUCUCGCCCUCUGGGUUGCCUUCCAUGGGCUUGCAGAUGCCACGAGUAUGUCGGGUGGUCCGCCCGACGGAUCUUGGGUGACGAAAGGGAUACGGGGAAACGGGUAGUGACAUAAUGGGAGGACUUUUUUCUCACCACUGUCAGCCCCCGUCGAACCUUGGCCUCCUUGGCUGUAAGAGGGCAAGCGAGCUGCGGAUAUU
Molecule: messenger RNA, 3542 nt
Organism: Pyricularia grisea
Lineage: Eukaryota; Fungi; Ascomycota; Sordariomycetes; Magnaporthales; Pyriculariaceae
Exons: 9
Coding region: 202-2838 (878 amino acids)
Biological process (GO): endoplasmic reticulum to Golgi vesicle-mediated transport; mitotic spindle assembly checkpoint signaling
Cellular component (GO): RZZ complex
Source: RefSeq, a predicted model, not a curated record